GGGACCCGCGCGUGGGGGCGGGGCCGCGGCCCCCUGGGCGGUGAGCGCAGAUGGCGGCGGCGCAGGGCGUCUGAGCGGGCGGGGGCCAUGAGCGCCGCCCGGUCCCAGUUUAGCAUCGAUGACGCCUUCGAGCUGUCCCUGGAGGACGCGGGUCCUGGGCCAGAGUCCAGCGGGGCGGCCCGCUUCGGGCCGCUGCACUUCGAGCGCCGGGCUCGGUUCGAGGCUGCUGACGAAGACAAGCAGUCCCGACUACGCUAUCAGAACCUGCAGAAUGAUGAAGAUGUAGCCCAGCCUUCUCCGGAACCAGAUGGGGGAGUCUGCACCAGGAUCUCCUUCUUUGCUUCCCCCUGCCCCUCACUGGGCCUGUCCUGCAGGGAUUCUGGCCGAACAUCCAUCCGCAGUUCCCAGUGGUCUUUUAGUACCAUCAGCAGCACCACCCAGCGCUCCUACAAUGCCUGCUGCAGCUGGACCCAACAUCCUCUCAUCCAGAAGAACUGCAGGGUAGUGCUGGCCUCCUUCCUGCUCCUGCUGCUGGGACUGGUGCUGAUCCUGGUCGGCGUGGGAUUGGAGGUGGCCCCCUCGCCAGCAGGUGUCUCUAGCGCCAUCUUUUUCGUGCCAGGCUUCCUGUUGCUGAUCCCUGGAGUCUACCACGUGAUCUUCAUCUACUGCGCUGUGAAGGGCCACCGAGGCUUCCAGUUCUUCUACCUGCCCUACUUUGAGAAGUGAGCCUCACCCGGAUGGCCAGACACCCGUGAUUCAAGCCCUGGGACACUGUGUCACCUCCAUGGGGUGCUCCUCGGACCCUUCACCUGUUGUGCUGGCCCCAUCUCAAAAUCAGGUCCUCCAGGAGUGUUGCAAUGCCAGCCCCCUCGGGAGUUUGCUCAGGAAGUUUGGGGGUGCAGGCCCCACUGGGAACACCACUCCUCUCUUGCUCUGUGCCUUAACAUAUUCUCAGGCCUGGGGGCAACAGGGGUGUUACUUUGUGCUAAUAAAAAGAUAGUUAAUUCCA
Cavia porcellus (domestic guinea pig) is the source of this 1009-nucleotide messenger RNA. It is a transcript of the gene Tmem134, whose product is annotated as transmembrane protein 134. Lineage: Eukaryota; Metazoa; Chordata; Mammalia; Rodentia; Caviidae. The coding region runs from base 88 to 726 and encodes 212 amino acids. The record is from RefSeq and is a predicted model, not a curated record. The transcript is spliced from 7 exons.